AUUGAUCUUCCUCUUAAAAUGUGUCUGAAAUGUUCCCUCACACGUCUCCCUCCUCUCACUCUCUCUCUCUCUUUCUCUCUCUAUCUUCUCCGUUUAACAGUCUCUCGCCGGCGGUAACUUUUUCCGGCGAUGAAACUUCUCUUCCUCAUUCCUCACCGUGAUUUCUAAACCUCCUUCUCUCUCAUCUUAUCACGUGAUCAACAGACUUUAUACUGUUUCUUGUCAAUCUUUUAUAAACCUUUUGUAAACUUUUCCGACAGAGACACAAGAUGUUGGAUCUUAACCUCGACGCUGACUCUCCCGAGUCAACUCAGUACGGUGACUCGUACGCAGAUCGGAAAACAUCAGACGGCUCCGGGAACCGGUCAGAGACGUCCACGUCGUCGGUCAUCAAUGCUGAAGCUGACGACGACUCUUGCUCGACUCGUGCUUUUACUCUAAAUUUCGAUAUUUUAAAAGUCGGAAGCAGCGGCGACGGCUGUGGCGGUGGCGGAGAUGAAAGCACCGCCGUGACUAAAGAGUUUUUCCCGGUGGCUGGAGACUGUGGGCAUCUACGAGGGUCGAGCUCUAGAAGCUGGAUAGAUCUCUCUUUCGAUGGCUCGAGGCAAGGAGAAACAAACUUAGUGGCUCCGGCGCCGGCGCCGGCUCCGGUGAAAAAGAGUCGGAGAGGACCGAGGUCAAGGAGUUCGCAGUACAGAGGAGUUACCUUCUACCGAAGAACUGGUAGAUGGGAGUCACAUAUAUGGGAUUGUGGGAAACAAGUCUAUUUAGGUGGUUUUGACACUGCUCAUGCCGCGGCUAGAGCUUAUGAUCGAGCUGCUAUCAAAUUUAGAGGAGUUGAUGCUGAUAUCAACUUCACUCUCGGCGAUUACGAGGAAGAUAUGAAACAGGUUCAAAACUUAAGCAAGGAAGAGUUUGUGCACAUACUCCGUCGACAGAGCACAGGUUUCUCUCGGGGAAGCUCCAAGUACCGAGGAGUUACAUUACACAAAUGUGGGAGAUGGGAAGCUAGGAUGGGUCAGUUUCUUGGUAAAAAGUAUGUUUACCUUGGGCUGUUCGACAGCGAAGUAGAAGCUGCAAGGGCUUAUGAUAAGGCUGCGAUAAGCUCUAAUGGUAGGGAAGCAGUUACCAACUUCGAGCUUAGUUCAUACCAGAAUGAGACUAACUCUGAGACCAAUAACCAAGGUGCUCAUGACAAGCUUGAUCUCAGCUUGGGAAUGUCUCUUUCCCCCGGGAAUGCGUCAAAGCAAAACGGAAGGCUCUUUCAUUACCCUUCUAAUACUUAUGAAACUCAGCGUGGAGUUAGUUUAACGAUAGGUAAUGAGUUCAUGGGAAAGCCGGUGAACGCACCUCUUCCUUAUGGUUCAUCGGACCAUCGCGCUUACUGGAACGGUUAUAACAACCCUGUCGAGGGAAGGGCAACAGAGAAGAGAAGUGAAGCUGAAGGAGGAGGGAUGAUGAGUAACUGGGGAUGGCAAGGACCAGGCCAAACCAGCGCCAUGAGACCGCAACCACCAGGCCCACAACCACAGUUGUUCUCAGUUGCAGCAGCAUCAUCAGGAUUCUCUAAUUUCCGGCAACAACCUCCCAAUGACAAUGCCUCCUCUCUUGGUUACUUUUAUCCACAACCUUAACUUACAGAGGAGGCUUUAAAACUAUGAGUGUUAUGGUAACUGGAUUAUUUAUAAAAUGGGAUAUGCUUUUCUUUAUCGUCGAUGUGAAACAUGUUCUUCCGUGUACCUUGGUAAAGAGAACACGACUCUUGGAAACUGUAAGGCAAAAGUUUUGUAAAUAACAUAAAAAGUAAAAUUAUUGUCGGUAUAUUUACUUA
This is a messenger RNA of Brassica rapa (field mustard), 1831 nucleotides long. RefSeq names its product ethylene-responsive transcription factor RAP2-7. NCBI's taxonomy places the organism in Eukaryota, Viridiplantae, Streptophyta, Magnoliopsida, Brassicales, Brassicaceae. Gene Ontology annotation, molecular function: DNA-binding transcription factor activity; DNA binding. The record is from RefSeq and is a predicted model, not a curated record. Gene Ontology annotation, biological process: regulation of DNA-templated transcription.